AUGCUCCCGAUCCGCUGCGCCAGGCUACGGCAGCAUGUAGCCCGGCAGUGGCCAUUGAGAACGGCUGUUAUUAACCCCUCCACUGUAAACGUCACCACCGUCAAUGUCGCAUCAACAAGGGGCAUCUCAACGACACCAGUCGCCAACCGUUCUGGGCAGCCGUUUCGUAUGGCCAUCAUUGGCUCGGGGCCGGCCGGGUUUUACACCGCGUACCGGGCCAUGGCCAGGAUCCAAGAUGCCAAAGUUGACAUGUACGAAGCCUUGCCUGUGCCUUUUGGUCUCGUGAGGUUCGGCGUGGCUCCUGAUCAUCCGGAAGUUAAGAACUGCCAAGAGAAAUUUGAAGAGGUGGCCUCCUCUCCCAACUUCACCUUCAUCGGCAAUGUCUCUAUCGGUAACAAAAGCGACCACUCGGACGGCUGCACUAUCCCUCUUGCCAGUAUUCUAAGGCACUAUCACGCCAUCGUGUUCUCUUACGGCGCCGCCAAAGACCGGAUCCUCGACAUCCCCGGUGAGAAUCUCAAGGGCGUGUACUCGGCCCGGGAGUUUGUGGGCUGGUACAAUGGCCUUCCCGAGCACGCCAAUCUCAACCCGGAUCUCACGAAGGGAGAAGAAGCUGUCAUUAUUGGGCAGGGCAACGUAGCGCUUGAUGUGGCGAGAAUGCUGCUGGAGGAUGUGGAUGUGCUGCGCAAGUCAGACAUCGCAGAACAUGCCAUCGAAACGCUGUCCCAAAGCAAAGUCAAGCGGGUGCACAUUGUUGGCCGCCGAGGUCCGAUGCAGGCCGCAUUUGCCUCCAAAGAAAUCCGUGAACUCAAGCGUCUUCCUAGAGUUGCCUACCUCCCUAUCGAACGCUCCUUGAUACCACCAGAUCUCAAAGCAAUCCCACGCGCCCCUCGCCGACUCAUGGGGAUCCUCAGCGAACACUCCAGCGAUCGUCUCACCGACGCCGAAAACCCUGCGCUAAAGUCCUGGUCCCUCGACUUCCUCCUCUCCCCAACUGCCUUUCUCCCCUCAGAAUCCUCCCCUGACCAACUCGCCGCCACUCAGUUCGCCCGCAACACACUUUCCCCCUCUCUCUUUGACCCACAAGCCUACGCCCUCCCAGCCAUAAAUGAAGACGAUGGACAACCGACCACGACAACGCUCAAAUCCCCUCUCGCCUUCCGUUCCAUAGGCUACCGCGCCCAGCCGCUCCCAGAGUUCGCCGCGCUCGAGAUCCCUUUCGACGACCGCCGCGGUGUGAUCAGCAACGACGGGCCUAGCGGGCGUGUCCGGCAUGAAGUGCGCGGCCGAGACGCAGCCAUGACACUGGGGAAUUUCCCGGGACUAUACUGUGCCGGUUGGGUCAAACGUGGGCCGACGGGGGUGAUUGCCUCUACGAUGGAGGACGCAUUCGCAACAGCGGAGGCGGUCGCAGAGGAUUGGCAUAGUGGGAAUGUGAAGUUUCUGCAUGAUGGAGAUGGUAGCGCGAGUGGGGGUGAGAGUGGGACGGUAACAGGAUGGGAGGGGGUGAAGGCUGAGGUUUCGAGGAGUUCAGGACUGGAUAAAGCGAGGGUGGUGGAUUGGGAGGGGUGGAAGAAGAUUGAUGCGGCAGAGAGGGAAAGGGGCGAGGGGGUGGGUAAGGAGAGGGAGAAGUUUACAAGCACGGCGCAAAUGCUUGGGGUGCUAAGGUGA
This is a messenger RNA of Dichotomopilus funicola, 1671 nucleotides long. RefSeq lists its product as uncharacterized. Gene Ontology annotation, cellular component: mitochondrion. Lineage: Eukaryota; Fungi; Ascomycota; Sordariomycetes; Sordariales; Chaetomiaceae. The coding region runs from base 1 to 1671 and encodes 556 amino acids. The transcript is spliced from 3 exons. The record is from RefSeq and is a predicted model, not a curated record. Gene Ontology annotation, biological process: ubiquinone biosynthetic process.